GCAGAAUUGGCUUUUUAAGAUGGCCACCACUGAUGCGCAGCUGCCCUUCAUGCCUCAGGGCAAAGUUCAGAGCAGCAAGAAGGACAAGAGCCCCAAGAAGGUCUUGCUGAAGAUGUCUGAGGUUCCCGAUCUGGACAUGCCAGCUUAUGUGGGCCGUGGGCUGGAACCAAUUCAAGAGGACAUGGAGCACUUCGCAGUGAUCUCUCCGCCUCCGGGAUUGGACAAACGCGACGAUGAGUUCUCCGACAGUUUGUGGAGCCGAUCAACGACCGGUGGAAGUGGCAGCGCCUUUGAAUCGCCAGACGAGGAUGAAGAACCAACCAAAUCGUUUGCUGAUCAAUUUGCCAUGUUGUCAUCGUUGCAGUACCAAGAGUCUGCCUAUCACAUGAUUGCUGCCUCCUUGUUGCAAUCCACAAAAGGGCCCCCGCAGGCUCAGCAGGAGUGCGCAACUACCUGGGCGCAACCAGCUGUUCGCAACUUUUGCCCUUGGUGUGGCUGCAAGAGGGCUACCUACUACACAUUUUGCCCCAACUGUGGCAACAAGCUCGAUGAGUAG
This is a messenger RNA of Cladocopium goreaui, 556 nucleotides long. The record is from the annotation of a GenBank genome assembly. Lineage: Eukaryota; Dinophyceae; Suessiales; Symbiodiniaceae.